AUGGCAGAGUGGGAUCCUACCGACUUUGACCUGGUGUGGUAUUUAGAGAAUCUUAGUGAUGAGGAAUUUCAGAGUUUUAAGAAUCAUCUACAGCAAGAGAUGCAGCGAUUAGGACUGCUACAGAUUCCAUCAAUUAACCUAGCGAGGACCAAAAAAGAGCUGGCUAAAGUACUGAUGACCUCCUAUGAGGCACAAUACACCUGGAAUAUGGCAUUCAGUAUAUUCCGAAAGCUUCGUCGUGAAGAUCUCUGCAGGAAAAUCAACACUAGACGAAACCGUAACGAAGAAACACACAAAUCUCUCAUGAGGACAAAAUUCCAACUCCUGUCGGAAAUGUGCCCUUUUUCAGGAAUCCAUUACAAAUUCUACUACCAAGUUAUGGGAGAUAUUUUCUACACACUUGAAUUAUCAUAUGAUUCUAGGACCUCUUCGACAGAGAAUCUUAAUGUGUUCCUGGUGGGAGAUAGAGCAGCUGGGAAAUCUAUGAUCAUAAAAACAGCAGUGGAAGAGUGGACAUUCGGUGAGAUGUGGAAGGAAACAAUCUCAUACAUCGUUCACCUCUCUUCUCAUGAAGCAAACCAGACGAUCAACUGUAGUUUGAUUCAGCUGAUCUCUAAGGACUGGCCCAAUAGGCAGGCUCCAGUUGCAGACAUCCUGUCCAAUCCCCAGAGGCUCCUUUUUAUCUUUGAGGACUUGGAUAACAUGGAUUUUAACUUCAGCAUAGAUGAAUCUCUUUUGUGUAGUGACAGCAGACAGCCUGUGCCAAUAUCCAUUCUCUUCCUCAGUUUGCUGAGGAGAAAGAUGGCCUCAGGUUCCUGGGUCCUCAUCGCAUCAAGGCCCAAUUGUGACCCUUCCAUAAAAACAUUAAUGGGUAGGAAAGAUUGCUGCGUGUCCCUGGAGCUCUCUGAUGAAAACAAGCAGGAUUAUUUUUACUUGUUCUUUAAAGACAGACAGAAGGCUGUGACAGCCUUCACACAUGUCCUUGACAAUGAAAUUCUUGUGGAUCUAUGCCAAGUCCCUGUCCUGUGCUGGAUCGUGUGUACCGUCCUGAAGCAGCAGAUGGACAAGGGGGAAGAUAUCAGACUCUCCUGCCAAACACCCACAGACAUAUAUGCCCAUUUUCUUGCCAGUGCCUUGACAUCUGAGGCUCAAGUUACCGCCAAUCAGCAUCACCUAGUUCUCCUAAACCGUCUAUGUUUGCUGGCUUUAGAAGGACUGUUUCACAACACCCUAAGUUUUAGCACUAGCGACCUCAGAAGCGUGGGGUUUUCCAGGGUUGACAUCUUUGUGUUGCAGGGCAUGAAUAUUCUUUUGCACAGCAGUCACCCUAAAAGCCAUUAUAAGUUCCUACACUUGAACAUCCAGGAGUUUUGCGCAGCCGUCGCGUGUCUGAUAGUAUUACCCAAUUGCUCAAUCCCCUCAGCCAAGAAACCAUAUAAAGAGAAAAGGGAAUUAUACAAUGAUUUUGGUCCCAUAAUUACUUCCAUUUUUGGUCUUCUUAAUGAGAAGAAGAGAAAAAUUCUCGAGACGUCCCUUGGCUGUCAACUACCAAAGGCAGCAUCUUUCCGGCGGAACUUGCUAAUGCUGAUGAGACAUUUGGGGAACAAUCCGAUUCUACUAGAACACCACACACCUUUGUUUUACUCUCUCUUUGAGAAUCAGGAGGAAGAAAUUGUGAAAGAGACAAUGGGCUUUUUCUCAGAGGCUACCGUUCAUAUUCAUGCACACACAGAUUUGAUGGUUUCGUUAUAUUGUCUGCAGCACUGCCAUUCUCUAAAGAAACUUAAGUUGUGUAUUCAACACAUCUUUGAAAACAGGAAUCCAGCUGUGAUGCUAACUCCUAGUCAAACGAAGAGCCUUGACUAUUGGAGCGAGAUCUGCUGUCUACUUCACACUAAGGAGAACCUCCGGGAGCUGGAAAUUUGUGGCAGUGUCAUUGACAGUAUUUCAGAAAAACUUCUGUCUAAAGCCCUGGGACAUCCUAACUGUCAACUUCAAACACUCAGGUUGACAUAUUUCUCAGCUGGUACUGAAUUUGACAACUUGUUCAGAUCUAUGGUUCGUAACAGGAACCUGACCUUACUGAACCUGAGUUGCAUGCCCGUUUCCCUAAACGUGUUUUCCCUUCUGCGUGAGAUCUUGAGUGGUCCAACGUGCAGCAUACAGCACCUGAGCUUCGUGAACUGUAAUUUGCCAGCCAGUGCAUGUGCAGAAAUCUCAUCGAUUCUCAUCAGCAGCAGGCAGCUGAAAAAGUUGACCUUAUCCGAAAAUCCCGUGGGGAACAAUGGGGUGAAAACACUGUGUGAAGCUGUGCUCCACCCAGAUUGUGUUCUUGAGUCACUGACGUUAUUCCACUGCUGUCUCACUGAACGUUGUUCCGUCUACAUCACGAAACUCCUAAUACUCAGCAAAACUCUAAAACAUCUAGACCUGUGUGUGAAUUACUUACAGAACCGUGGAGUAUUGGCUUUGACUUUUCCCCUGUCGUUGCCAGAAUGUCGAUUACAGGAGAUAGAGCUGUCUGGCUGUUUUUUUACCAGCGAUGUCUGCCUAUAUAUUGCAGCAGCUCUUAUUUAUUAUAAUCUGCACCUGAGGAGGCUUGAGCUUGCAUAUAAUAAGAUACAGGAUGCAGGAGUGGAGCUGCUGUGUUAUGCUUUGAAACAUCCAAACUGCAAGCUGGAAACUCUUGGGCUAGAAGGGUGCGAGUUAACCAGUGCCUGCUGUCAGUCUCUCACCUCUGUUCUCAUCAGCAGCAAAACACUGAAAACACUCAAUCUGUCUGAAAAUAAUUUGGGUAAUGAAGGAGCUAGAAAACUUGUUGAGGGCUUGGGACACCCAGAGUGUGUACUUGAGGCAUUUGGGAUUCGAAUGAGUGAUUUGAAUGCAGAAACUCAGAGGUUGCUGAUGGCCGUAAGAGAAAAAAAUACCAAGCUGGUCUUUUUGUAUCGAUCUUGCAGUAUGAGAGAAGGCAGACAAUUCAGUGGUUCACUUGGUUCUCAGAGUCAUUCUCAGAGUCAUUCUCAGCCAGGUUCAACGAAAUCUAACUACGCUUGGCAGUCAAUCUUUUUCAAAUUUCCCUGA
Molecule: messenger RNA, 3081 nt
Organism: Propithecus coquereli (Coquerel's sifaka)
Lineage: Eukaryota; Metazoa; Chordata; Mammalia; Primates; Indriidae
Gene: NLRP11
Product: NLR family, pyrin domain containing 11
Exons: 9
Coding region: 1-3081 (1026 amino acids)
Biological process (GO): regulation of inflammatory response
Cellular component (GO): cytoplasm
Molecular function (GO): protein binding
Source: RefSeq, a predicted model, not a curated record